This is a messenger RNA of Didymodactylos carnosus, 2709 nucleotides long. NCBI's taxonomy places the organism in Eukaryota, Metazoa, Rotifera, Eurotatoria, Philodinida, Philodinidae. The record is from the annotation of a GenBank genome assembly.
AUGAGUGGUCCAGACGAAAGUGAAGAACAAAAUAGGUCAUCAUUUUCGACAGAAAGUGAAUCAGUUGAGUCCGAAGUUGAUAUUGAACACAACUACAAACAAACAUUGAAUUCGUUGAUAACAAAUAUCGAGUGUCCUGAAAAUUAUUGUAAUGGAGGUGAAAUAAAUGAAGAACAUCAACCUUGGUUAUAUGUAAGUGGUGUAGGGUCAAUUUUGUUACCAUUAACACAAGCACAAGCCGCAGCAAUUAUCGACAAAUGUAUUUAUUUGCCAGACCAAUCAAAUAAAGAGAUAGAGGAUGUCGACGACUCAACGAUUCGUAAAACAUGGCAAUUAACAUCGUGUUCAUUUCGAAUACGAAGUCUUGAAUGGCAAUCAGUUAUACUGGAAUAUUUAAAAUCAAAAAUUAUAAAUGAUUUAGGUUUAAAUAGUGCAUUUUUAAUAGAAAAUUCAUUUGAAUUAAAAUUAUCAAAACUGUUGCUAUAUGAAACUGGUGGAUGUUUUAAACCAUUUAACUAUGAUAAAGAACAGAAUGUCAUCGCUGUAUUAUUUGUUUAUCUGUUGUCAGCUUAUGAAGGAGGUGAAUUAAUCGUUGAAAAUAAAAAACAACAACAUUUAUUUGAUUACUCUUCUGAUAGUAAUAAAAAAAUGUAUUAUAUUGUCUAUUAUGCAAAGUCAUCAUUUUAUACGACAUUUUCAAUUUUGUUAGAACAAACACCACAUUCUCAAUAUCUUAAAGAGAGAACUUGUAACUAUGAAAUACAACCUGUUCGAAGUGGCUAUAAAUUUGCAUUAAUGUAUGAAGUUAUUGUGGAAAAAUGUCAACAAAUUCCAGGUAUAUAUCUUACUCCCGAUUCACAUAAUGAAAUAUUAAUCGAACAAACAAGAAAUGCUCUAUCUGAAUGGCUUAAAGGUAGUGAUGGUUUAACAAAAUUAAUAAUACCAACAACAAACUCGUAUACAAAAGGUGAUAUUAUGCAACUGUCAUUAAAUAAAAAAGAUCGAGCAUUAACAAAUUUAUUAUGGUUAUCAAUAAAAAGAUUUUCGUGUAAAUUAUUAUCAUCAUUGACCAAUAUAAAUAAUUCUUCACAUGAUGAAUUUUUAUUAUAUUUUGGAACAUUGAAACGUGAAGUUGAAGUUGAUGAUGAAGGUGAUGAUUUAACUGAUAGAACAACAAUUACAAAUUUGAUACUUGUUAAUGAUAUUGAAAAAUUUGAAUUUAAUAAACGAUUCUUGACUGAUACAUUUCAUUUCAAAAAGGAAAAAAAAUUGUCUGUUAAUCAUCGUCAUUUAUUACCAGAUGAUUAUUGGGAUGAUUUGACACCAAGCGUUUCACGUAUUAAUAGGCAAUCAGGUAAUGAAGUAUUGUGUUAUAAUAAUAUUGGUGUCCUAUUAAUAGUACCAUUUCAUCAAAAAUAUCAAUUAUUACUUGAUAAUAUUAAUAAUCUUGGUGAUGUACUUAAUCGAAUGUGUCGUACAACUGAAAAUAAUUUAUUAACUAUAUCACCACAUGAUUUAUCAUCAUCAUCAAAAGAAAAUAAAUUUUAUUCAAUAUUUAAAUUUGAAUCUAUUGAAAUACUCAAUUGUUUUUUAAUGAGUGAUAAUCAAAAUUAUUAUAUACGAGUAAUAUUACAAAAUUUUUUAUUAUUAGUUAAACAACAAACAAUUAAUGAUGAAUCAAUAAUAAAUGUUAUAGAAACAAUAAUGAAACAUAAUUUAUUUAUUAAACAACUAUUAUCAGAUAAAAAAUUUGAAAGUAUUAUUAAUGAACUUGGUGAUAAAUGUGGUUGGAAAAAAAUUGAAUGUCAAAUAUUUAAUGCAUUUCAAUUAUCACUCAAACGAUCAACAUCAAAUAUACAAAGUGCUGCUGAAUUUUUAAUAUCAUUUGUAACAACAACAAGUGAAAAACAUGAAAUAUUAUUUUUAAAAUUAUGUAUGAUUAAUGAACUAUUAACUGUAACAAUUAAUUCAUUACCAAAAUCUGAAAUAAUGUGGAAAAAUGUUUCAAGAUGGCGAAUUUUAUCAGAUUUAUGUCCCAUAAUACAUUUAUUAAGUUUAUUUCAUACAGUCUAUUUAUCUUCAUUAACAUUUAUUUCAUCAUUUCUUAUUAAAUUUAUUGAUAAAAAAUAUGAAACAACUGAAAUUAUUGAUGGUGUUUUACAGCCAACAUUAAUAUCUUGUUUAAUUAAAAUUUGGCCAAUUAUUUGUAAAAAUAGUUUAAUAAUACCAUUAUGGUUUCAAAUGUUAUAUAAUUAUUGUUUAAAUAUUUUAAAUGAAUCUUGUAAUCAACAAUUAUCUAUUAUAUCACCAAUUUGGACAAGAAUAACAACAGAAAUUAAUUGUGAAUGUAAUAAUUGUAAAUUAUUACAAAAUUUUUUUGAAGAUGAAAAUGCAAAUAAACAACAAUUUAUAAUGGUUAAUAUUCAACAACGACAACAUUUUAAUCGUACUAUUGAUCAAUUAGAAUUACCUCUCACAUUGAUUAUUGAACAUAAUGGUGAUAAUGAAAAUUUAUGGAUUAAAAAAAAUGGUAGUAAAAUUCGAAAAUGUGAAAAAUAUGAAAGUUUACGUCAACAAUUAAUUGAUAUGAAUAUUAAAAAAUUAAAUGAACUUGAAUCAUUAUCAAUAUAUAAUACUUCAGUUCCUAUUACAAAAAUAACAACAAUUUCCAAUAGUAAUCUGAAUAGUCUAAAUUCGGAUUUGGUCUAA